GUGGCUCAUGAGAUGCUGUACCAGAGGAGCAAAAAGUUGCUGCUGGCCCUGUGCCUGCUGCUGGCCCUGUGGCAAUGUUUCCGAGCCCUCAUGGAUGGCCUUGGCCCCAUCCGUUGGGCUCCCUCUCUCCUCCACACCCCUGCUGCCCACUGCGCCGCCCGUCCCAACAGCUCUGCCUGGUUCAGCGCUCGCUACGACGCAGCCGUGGGGCCUCUCUUGACGGGUGCAGCCCACGAGCUCUCCUCGGAUGUGGUUCAGUGGUGGCUGACCCUGCAGGGUUCCCCGAGUGGCAUCCAGCUCCAGGCCAUAAUCCAGCAGCUAUUCGCCGUGCUCCGGGCCCCGACCGGCAGCCUGCGGGCCCCGUCGGGAUGCAGAACGUGUGCAGUGGUGGGGAACUCGGGGCGACUGAAGGGGUCCAGUCAUGGGCUGCUCAUUGAUGCCCAUGACUGGGUGCUGAGGAUGAACAGAGCUAAGAUCACUGGCUUUGAGCUGGAUGUUGGCACGAGAACAACCCACCACUUCAUGUACCCAGAGAGUGCAGUGAAUCUUGGGCCCAGUGUCCACCUUGUCCUUGUUCCCUUCAAGCCACUGGACCUGCAGUGGGUGACCAGUGCCUUCUCCACUGGAGAGCUCACACGCACAUACAUGAGAGUGAAACAGUUCAUUAAAGCUGACAGAAACAAGGUGCUGAUCCUGAGCCCAGCUUUCCUCAAGUACAUCCACGACAAGUGGACCCAGCGUCACGGACGAUACCCCUCCACUGGCUUCACUGCCCUGCUCUUCGCCCUGCACACCUGCCAGCAGGUAUCUGUGUUUGGCUUUGGAGCAGACAGUGAAGGGAACUGGCACCACUACUGGGAGAAAAACCGCUGGUCUGGAGCCUUCCGCAGGACGAGAGUCCAUGACGCUGAUGCCGAGUUCAGCCUCAUCCAGAGACUGGCAGAUGAAGGCAGGAUUUUAUUUUACAAAUGA
Molecule: messenger RNA, 972 nt
Organism: Acanthisitta chloris (rifleman)
Lineage: Eukaryota; Metazoa; Chordata; Aves; Passeriformes; Acanthisittidae
Product: CMP-N-acetylneuraminate-beta-galactosamide-alpha-2,3-sialyltransferase 2-like
Exons: 6
Molecular function (GO): beta-galactoside (CMP) alpha-2,3-sialyltransferase activity
Source: RefSeq, a predicted model, not a curated record